AUGCACUGCGGCUCUGCCCUGCUUCGCCACGAGCUGCCAGCUAACCACGCUGCAGGGAGUUGUGGGCGAGGUGUGGGUGAAGCUCCGGUGCUGAAGGUGGAGGAUGUGGAUCGGGACGUGGCGCAGCAAAAACAAGCCGUGAACAUUCCCAGAAUUAUCACCAGCACAGAACCAGAGUGCAGCCACCUGACAGUCCAGCUGUCAAAGCUCAGAGCUGCAGAUGAGGAAGCAGAUAAUCUGAAGACCUGGUCCAGUCAGGGAAACCUGCAGACUGCAGACAGCGAGGUGCGUCCUCUGUCUGCAGCCAGUGUCGGCAGCGUGGCGGUCCAGGAGCGUCUGAGCGAGCUUGUCCAGCUGUUUAAAGGCCGAUUAGAGCUGCGGAGAGACCGACUGGUGGACCCGGACGAGUCUGAGGAAGAAAGUCCUUCAGCCUCCCCGAGCAAGGCUCCACCUCCUCCUCCUCCUCCAGAAGAGAAGAAGGACGACGUGCCUGCAGCAGAAGAAGGAAAGGAAGAGGAGGAAGAGAAGGAACUCAUGCUCCCCUUUGAAAUUUUGGGACGUCCAGUCGUAAUUCCCAGACUGCCCAAACUGCCCAAACUUCCCCCGAUGCCCGACUGGCUCCGAGCCAUCGUGGAGUACCGCUUCCCCUCUAGCAUCGACCCUUUCACCGAUCUGAUCUACGUGAUGUGGCUGUUCUGUGUCGUGGCGGCGUGGAACUGGAACGUGUGGUUGAUCCCAGUCCGCUGGGCGUUCCCCUACCAAACCCCCGAAAACCUCCACCUGUGGCUGCUGAUGGACUACACCUGCGACUUCAUCUACAUCCUCGACAUCCUCGUCUUCCAGCCCCGACUGCAGUUCGUCCGCGGAGGAGACAUAGUGUGUGAUAAAAAGGACAUGAGAGACAACUACAUGACCACCGAAAGAUUUAAGAUGGACAUCAUCAGUCUGUUUCCCAUGGAGAUAUUUUACUUUUUCACCGGAGUGAACUCUCUGCUGAGAUUUCCUCGUCUGCUGAAAUACAUGGCUUUCUUUGAGUUCAACGACAGAAUGGAAGCUGUGAUGAAGAAAGCGUACAUCUACAGGGUGAUCCGAACAUCCUCCUACCUGCUGUACUCUCUGCACAUCAACGCCUGUCUCUUCUACUGGGGCUCAGACUACGAAGGACUGGGAUCCACCAAGUGGGUCUACAAUGGAAAGGGCAACGCUUAUAUCCGCUGUUACUAUUUUGCGGUGAAGACACUGAUCACCAUCGGAGGACUGCCAGACCCCACCACCGUCUUUGAGAUCUGCUUCCAGCUCAUCAACUACUUCGUUGGCGUCUUUGCGUUCUCUAUCAUGAUUGGUCAGAUGAGAGACGUGGUCGGUGCUGCGACCGCCGGUGAGAACUAUUACCGUGCCUGCAUGGACAGCACCAUCAAGUACAUGAACAACUACCACAUCCCCCGGGACGUCCAGAACCGCAUCAAGACUUGGUACGACUACACCUGGAAGAGCCAGGGCAUGCUGGAUGAGCAGGAGCUGCUGGUGCAACUUCCUACCAAGAUGAGGCUGGACAUGGCCGUGGACGUCAACUACAGCAUCAUCAGUAAAGUCGCUUUGUUUCAGGGCUGUGACAGACAGAUGGUGUUCGACAUGCUGACAAGGCUCAAAUCUGUGGUCUACCUGCCCGGAGACUUUGUCUGUAAAAAGGGGGAGAUCGGCAGGGAGAUGUACAUCAUUAAGCAGGGGGAGGUCCAGGUGGUUGGUGGUCCCGACCUGCAGACAGUCUUCGUCACCAUCAGAGCCGGCUCGGUGUUCGGAGAGAUCAGUUUGCUGGCGGGAGGCGGAGGGAACCGACGUACAGCCAACGUGAAGGCGCACGGAUUCGCCAACCUCUUCAUUCUGGAUAAGAAGGACCUGGCAGAGAUCUUGGUGCACUACCCAGAGUCCCAGAAACUCCUCCGCAAGAAGGCCAAGACGAUGUUGACAAAGGACAAGAAGCCGGAUGAGAAGGGUGCGGCUGCAGUGGCGAUGCAGGUCAUCCCGCCCAGACCGGACACCCCCGAGAUGUUCAAGGCGGCGCUGAAGGUGGCGCAGCAGGAAGGAAUAGAGGGCGUCUUCUCCAAACUGAUGAAAAGCUACGAAGCAUCUGAGGUGAGACAGAAGUCCAUGCUGCUCCGCUGA
Molecule: messenger RNA, 2163 nt
Organism: Perca flavescens (yellow perch)
Lineage: Eukaryota; Metazoa; Chordata; Actinopteri; Perciformes; Percidae
Gene: cngb1a
Product: cyclic nucleotide gated channel subunit beta 1a
Exons: 17
Coding region: 1-2163 (720 amino acids)
Biological process (GO): monoatomic cation transmembrane transport; retina homeostasis
Cellular component (GO): plasma membrane; intracellular cyclic nucleotide activated cation channel complex; photoreceptor outer segment
Molecular function (GO): protein-containing complex binding; intracellularly cGMP-activated cation channel activity; cGMP binding
Source: RefSeq, a predicted model, not a curated record